Rana temporaria (common frog) is the source of this 1399-nucleotide messenger RNA. RefSeq names its product Rac family small GTPase 3 (gene RAC3). The coding region runs from base 103 to 681 and encodes 192 amino acids. The transcript is spliced from 6 exons. The record is from RefSeq and is a predicted model, not a curated record. Gene Ontology annotation, cellular component: cytoplasmic vesicle; cytoskeleton; cell projection. Gene Ontology annotation, molecular function: GTPase activity; protein kinase binding; GTP binding. Gene Ontology annotation, biological process: regulation of cell shape; regulation of actin cytoskeleton organization; actin filament organization. Lineage: Eukaryota; Metazoa; Chordata; Amphibia; Anura; Ranidae.
CGCCCCCUCAGCAGUGUGUCAGUCCUCUCCCCUCCUCCUGUCUGCUCUCCCGGCUGAGCCCGGUCUUCUCCGCCGUCCGCCUCCUCCGGUCCCGUGUGUGCCAUGCAGGCCAUCAAAUGUGUGGUGGUGGGAGAUGGAGCUGUCGGAAAGACCUGCCUCCUCAUCAGUUACACCACCAACGCCUUCCCCGGCGAGUACAUCCCCACCGUAUUUGACAACUAUUCAGCCAAUGUGAUGGUGGAUGGGAAACCCGUCAACCUGGGACUCUGGGAUACUGCAGGUCAGGAAGACUACGAUAGGCUGAGACCUCUCUCCUACCCUCAGACGGAUGUCUUCCUGAUUUGUUUCUCCCUCGUCAGUCCGGCAUCGUUUGAAAACGUCAGAGCAAAGUGGUACCCAGAAGUAAGACACCACUGCCCCAACACCCCCAUCAUAUUAGUGGGUACAAAGCUGGACUUGAGAGAUGACAAGGACACCAUUGAACGGCUGAGGGACAAGAGGUUGUCACCAAUCACCUAUCCUCAGGGUCUGGCUAUGGCACGAGAAAUAGGUUCCGUCAAGUACCUGGAGUGUUCGGCUCUCACCCAACGUGGCUUGAAGACCGUCUUCGAUGAGGCCAUCCGCGCCGUCCUCUGCCCUCCCCCCGUCAAGCGGCCCGGCAAGAAGUGCACCGUGUUCUAAGCCCCACCCCCCACCCGUGCCGGUCGGAGAACUGGACCAAACUCAUACCAUCUCUUUCCAAAGACGUGAAGCCCCACCAAAAAAAGGGGCGGCAUGGGGCAGACGGAGACCCCGCAGAUGUUUUCCGUGGUUUAGUGUUUUGUGAAUGUACGGAGCAUGGGGGUGGGAGGGGGUUUGGGGGUGACGCAGCAAAACGCGCGGGGGGGCGGAGGGCAAACGCUUCCUCUGAACUGAGAAGACCACACCUCCCGGCAAGGGGGCGAUGGGGUCUAGACUCAUGUGUGACCCCCUCCGCAUGAGUUACGUGUUAAUGCUAACAGCGAUAAACCGACACUGUGCGCGCGCACGUGGCACAGCGGAACGAGUCCUUACGAAGAUCUUACACGGACCGCUCCAUCCACCCGAAACUGAACUGCUGCUAUUGAGGGCGGAGCGUGGACGGCCUGUGUCAUGGUGCAUUAUACAAUCGCUGACCUUUAUAUUGCAUGGGGAUCGUGUCUGGUUUUCAUGUCCUGUGUUCUGGUUUCCAACAUUUUUUGUGAACUCUGUAGUUUGAUGUUUUAAUAUUCGGUAUUAACGUGUGAGUGUCUUUAUCGCCUUUGUUGAGUAUUUGGUGCUUUUAAGAUGCUGUGACGGAGGAGGAGGAGAUGUUCCCGUAGGAAAGGCACGCUUUAAUAACCAGAAGUGUAUUUCAAAUAACAUUUUGUUUAAGAAAAAA